GAGGCGGUGGCCGUGGAAGGUUCGACGCCCAAUUCUAUUUAUUUUUUUUCUCACUAUUUCUUCCAUUUUCCUCGCGUUGGCCGUUUCCUCAUUAUCCAAGGACAAGCAUUCUAGAAGCAGGAUCUCUGGAAAAAUGUCUUCCACACCAAACGUGAAGAAGCAGCCAACUAUAUCAAAGUUCUUCGCCCCAAAGCAAAAGAUUGGGGGUGCACAGUUCAGAACGGAUGAGGAAAAGAAAGAGAAAAACAACAAAGUUGUGGAGGUAAAUUAUUCACCAACUUUAAAAAGGACAAAGAGCAGCGACUCUGAAAAUGGGUCACCAGUUUCAGAGCACAAGUCCAAGAAACUCAGAGUGGAAGACAGUCACCCAGGCAGCUCAAGUCAAGAGUCCAGUGAAAAUGGCACAAGUGAAAAGAAAUCACUGACACCAUGGACCAAGAACAGGCUGCAGUCAUUUAAAGCUGAAUCAUCCAGUGAUAAUGAGGAUAAAAUGGAAGUUGAAGAGAAAGCUAUAGAACCCUCCAAGCCCGUCAAGACUGUCAGCCAAAAUGGAGUCAAGAAAAAGUUGGAUUCUUUUAAGUCACAGAGUAGUAAUAGUGACAGCAGCCCCAGCAGUAGCCAGACAACAGAAAAAAAUCCAUCUAGUAAACCAGGGCUAAUGAAAGCACUGCCUGGAAUGAAGCUCACUCCUCUAGAACAGCAAGUUGUGGCCAUCAAAAAUAAGAACCUUGAUACAGUUCUCUUUGUGGAGUGUGGCUAUAAGUACAGGUUUUUUGGACAUGAUGCUGAAAUUGCAGCAAAGGAACUAAACAUUGUUGCUCAUUUAGAUCACAGUUUUAUGACAGCCAGCAUCCCUACACACCGACUGCAUGUUCAUGUCAGGAGACUUGUAGCUAAAGGUUACAAAGUUGGGGUGGUUAAGCAGACUGAAACAGCUGCAUUAAAGGCAGCUGGAAGCAAUAAGAGUGCUCCAUUUGAACGACAAUUGACUGCCAUGUACACAAGGUCCACUCUCAUUGGAGAGGAUGUAACACCAGCAGGAGGAGGAGAUGGGGUUGAUGAUGGAGACUUGUCUGAAGGUACAACAGCAAUGCUCUUGGUUGUCAGUGAGGGCAAAAGCUCAACAGGAAAGGAUGGUACUGUGGGAAUUUCUCUUGUGGCCAUCCAACCAAGCACUGGUGACAUUCUCUAUGAUCACUUUGAUGACUCCUCAGCUCGCACAGAGCUCUGGUGUCGUUUGGACCACAUCCAGCCAGUAGAGGCUCUUGUACCUGAGUGCAUCUCUGAACUAACAGUUAGAGCAGUUACCGCUGCAACCACAAAGAAUGAGGAUUGCAUUCGGAUAGAGAGGCUGAGUGACACAAAAUUUGAUUACUCUGAGUCUCUGAAGAAAGUGUGUGAACUGUUUGAUGGUGAUGAGACCAUGACCAAACAUGUGUCUGGGCUGCCCUCAGAUGUUGUUGGCUGCUUAGGUGCAACUCUGGAUUAUCUUGCAGAGUUCAAAUUGGACCGUAUUAUAAAAAUGGCAGGGUCCAUACGGCAAUACACCAGUGAAAAGCACCACAUGCGACUGUCUGGUGCAACAGUACGCAAUUUGGAAGUCAUAGCUAAUGGGGUGGAUGGGGGAACCAAAGGAAGUUUAUUUUGGGCUCUUAAUAAUACGCAGACGAAGUUUGGAUCCAGGCUUCUUCGCCGCUGGGUGGUUCAACCCUUACUGAGUUUAGAAGGUAUUAUAGAACGUCAAGACAUGAUUGAGGAGUUGAUGGCCUCUGAUGCACCAGUUAUAGUGUCGCUGAAGAAUGUUUUGAAUAAAUUACCUGAUUUUGAAAGGGCUCUCACAACAAUAUUCCAUAAAAAAUGCAGUCCUCAUGAAUUCUGGCUAGCAGUAAGUGGACUAAGCCGAGUACACAGAGAGCUCUUACGGGUCGGUGGUAAUGUUGGUGACACAGUACAAACACCAGGAUUAGUGAAGCGCUUGCAGGAAGUUCUUGAUGGCCUGUCAAAUGUUGAAGAUUUUGCAAACAAUAUUGAUCCAUCAAGUGCCAAAGAGGGAAAGAAAAAAACACUUUUGCGAGAUUUUUCUGAAUUUCCAAAGGUCUUGGAAAAGCAAAAGGAAAUUUCUGAUGUUGAGCAAGAACUAAAAGAUCAGAAACCAGAAAUUGCAAGAGCUUUGCGACUACCAUGUUUUAAUUACACAACAGUAUCUGGCCUAGAAUAUCUAAUUGAAGUAAAAAAUGCUCAAUUGAAAGCAGUUCCUAAAAACUGGACGAAAGUUAGCAGUACAAAGGCCUGUUGUAGAUUCAGGUCACCAGAAGUGGACAGGCUUUUAACACAAUUACAGCAGCUUCGUGAACAGCUGCAGGUGUCUUGUCAUGAGGCUUGGCUUCAAGUAUUAGAUUCCUUCUCAAAUCACUACCAGCGACAUCGUCAGGCAGUUAGAUGCCUUGCAGAGCUUGAUGCUCUUUGUUCUCUUGCAAGUGUUGCAAAAGCCCAAGGAUACUGUCGACCAGUGCUUCAUGAUAAUGAAGAAAAAGGAUUCCUGAAGAUAACAGGAGGAAGACAUCCAAUUGUGAGUCAGCUGAAGCAUGGAGAUGAGCAGUAUGUGGCCAACGACACAAACUUGCAGACAGAUAGUGAACGUGUUAUGUUGGUAACAGGACCAAAUAUGGGAGGCAAGUCAUGCUACAUGCGGCAGGUGGCUCUGAUAGCAUUGAUGGCACAGACUGGAAGUUAUGUCCCAGCAGACAAUGUAGAGAUGUCUGUACUAGAUGCAAUAUACACAAGAAUGGGAGCAGCAGAUGAGAUCUAUACAGGACGCAGUACCUUCAUGGUUGAAGUUGGUGAAACUGCAGACAUCAUGCAUGAGGCCACUUCACACUCUCUUGUUAUUCUUGAUGAGUUAGGCCGAGGAACAUCCACUCAUGAUGGUGUUGCAGUGGCUAUGGCAGCUCUUGACUACUUCCUGAAUGAGGUGCAGUGCUUGACCAUCUUUGUAACACACUACUUGCCCUUGACUGAAUUUGAAUUGAUAUAUCCGGGCCUUGUUGGAAACUACCACAUGUCCUUCAUAGUCAAUGAAGAAGAGGAUGAAGGUGUAGAUGUGGUGACAUUUUUAUACCAACUUACAUCUGGAAGUGCAGGUCAGAGCUAUGGGUUAAACGUUGCCCGCCUGGCACAGGUCCCACAUUCCAUUCUCAGAAAAGCUGCUGAAAAGUCAAAACAUCUCGAGAAUAUUUGUAAAAUGAGAAGAAAAGGGAAAGAAAUGUUCAAGAAGAUUGCAUCAGGUAAUAAUGGAGAAACAAAAGAACUUCUUCAGGAACUCAGAAAUGAAGGAAUGUAGAAACUGCACACAUGCACACACCAACAUAAAUGAAUGAUUAUAUAAAUUCUUGGUUUAUUGAAUAGCGAUAUACAUUGUUAUCAUCUGGAAUGUAAAAUACAUUUGAAGUAGUGCAUAGUAAGUAAAGGGUUAGAUUUUUUUUUUUACUAUAAUGACUAAAUUUCUAAAAGUUAAAUUUGUAUGUUGUUGAAUUAAUGUAAUAGUUUUGAUUAGUGUUUUCUUAGCUUUUGGAAUCAGGCUUCACAGUUUAUUCUUGCAAAUGCUCAUACACUGCCUUGAAUUUGGUCCCUUUGAAGUUAUGACCCUUCCCUAUGUAUCGGCUGUCCAUUUUUUUUUUAAGUCUGAAAAGGGUAAAUUUUGAAAUUGAAGAGGAAUUAUACAAGUGCUUUUCAGAUUUGCUAUAAUGUGUUUUAAAGGCAGUUGUUAGGUAAUUUAUUACUUAAAAUAUGGAAUUACCUUUAACGUAUUAUAAUUUAAGUAAAACAGUUAUAAGAAUCUCCUUUAAUAUGUGGCACAGGCAACCCAGAGGUGUACUUCUUAGAAUUUAUGUGCAGUGUAAGCAAUGAAAAUGAGAAGUAAAUGUCUUUUCCUCAAUCCUCCCAGUAUAUAGAAUGUGAUCAUAAUUUUAGCAUGAAUUAUUCUGAAAGCAUAUGAA
This is a messenger RNA of Penaeus indicus, 3995 nucleotides long. RefSeq names its product DNA mismatch repair protein Msh3-like. The transcript has 21 exons. The record is from RefSeq and is a predicted model, not a curated record. NCBI's taxonomy places the organism in Eukaryota, Metazoa, Arthropoda, Malacostraca, Decapoda, Penaeidae. Gene Ontology annotation, biological process: mitotic recombination; mismatch repair. The coding region runs from base 134 to 3340 and encodes 1068 amino acids. Gene Ontology annotation, molecular function: ATP binding; mismatched DNA binding; ATP-dependent DNA damage sensor activity. Gene Ontology annotation, cellular component: nucleus.